AGGAGCAGCACAGUGUGGCUACAAUACAGAACUGCAUCAAAUAGUUGCAAUACCAUUCACAGAGAGAGGCUCUUUCUCAGAAGUCUUACUUUGGGGAUGCUGUUAAGAUGGCUUUUAUGAAGCAUAUACGGCUGUGUUUUGGAUGGCUGGCUGUUGCGAUCAUGGUUCAUAAUGAAGUCGAGGCCUGGACGUAUCAUUACCGGACAGACAGCAAUAUGGACUGGGAGACAGCUCGCCGGUGGUGCCAGCAGAAUUACACAGACAUGGUGGCCAUCCAGAACCAGGAGGAGAUCGCCUACCUGAACAACACGCUGCCCUCCCAUCAGCAAUACUACUGGAUCGGCCUCAGGAAGGUGGAGGGACAGUGGACCUGGGUGGGGACCAACAAGCCCCUGACUGAGGAGGCAGCACACUGGGCACAAGGAGAGCCCAAUAAUAAGCAAAGUAAUGAGGACUGCGUGGAGAUCUACAUCAAGAGGGUUAAGGACGCAGCCAUGUGGAACGACGUGAGUUGCAGCAGACCGAAAGCUCCUCUCUGUUAUAAAGUGUCCUGUUUAAAUACGUCCUGCAGUGAACAUGCCGAGUGUGUGGAAGCCAUCAACAACUACACAUGCAAGUGUGAGCCGGGCUUCUCUGGUCCCCGCUGUGAGAAAGCUGUACAAUGUUCUCCAAUCUCUGGGAACUCCAGUGGGUUGAGUAUGAAGUGCAGCCACCCCAUCUCCACAAACAGCUACAACUCCACCUGCACAUUCAGCUGUGAGGAGGGCUUUGAGCUGAGAGGCCCAUACACAACCAAGUGUGAUCACACUGGACAGUGGACACACAAGACCCCCACCUGCACAGCCUCAUCUUCUAGCCAUUCUAGGUCAUCAAGCAUUUCAGGAUCAUCUACAGGUGCUCCAAAAGGAAAAGGAAAGAAGGCUAUUGAAACAGAAGAGGAAGAGUCAAGGGAUGACAUAGCAGCAAAAACUGUUGGCGGAGCAAUAAUACGAUACAAGCGUGCCGUACAUGCCUUUAACCAAGGUGGCUCGAUGAAGAAGGCUUUCCAAAAAGUGGGGGUGGAUCGCAAUACCAUCUCCAGGACAUCACCAAUUCCUGAGCUUGCGAUAGCAGCACCUGGUGUCUUUCAGGCCCUUUAGUGCCUGUUUGAUGUAAAACAUUUUUAAUGUAAAUCAUCAAUAAAUGAUGAUCUGUUCACCGUA
This is a messenger RNA of Pygocentrus nattereri (red-bellied piranha), 1202 nucleotides long. RefSeq names its product L-selectin-like. Bases 108 to 1139 code for a protein of 343 amino acids. The record is from RefSeq and is a predicted model, not a curated record. The transcript has 8 exons. NCBI's taxonomy places the organism in Eukaryota, Metazoa, Chordata, Actinopteri, Characiformes, Serrasalmidae.